Molecule: messenger RNA, 1891 nt
Organism: Pelagomonas calceolata
Lineage: Eukaryota; Pelagophyceae; Pelagomonadales; Pelagomonadaceae
Source: the annotation of a GenBank genome assembly
AAUUGUCCUGUUGCUGGACAAGCGGAGGCGCUGCGCCCGUCUUUGCCGCCCUUGACCGACGGGAUCGCGCCGCGCGCCAGCCUGAGGUAGAGGCGCGGCGUUCCCGCGGCAGCCCCGGCGGCCCGAAGAUGAGACAGCCCCUGUUAGCAAUAAUCUUGACUGCGGCCGCGGGUGACCCCAUCGUCUACCACGUGCGCAACGUGCUGGACGGCGUCGAGCCCAUCUGGGUGCGCAGCCAGCAGGACGACGCCGCGCAAGCGCUCUUCACGGCAGUAGCAAAAAAUAAUCUCCUCAGACGGCCGCCCAUCGAGGAGGGCCAGACGAGCGCGUGGUACUUCUUCAAGGAGACGGACAAGAGCUUUUCGCGGUUGUUGGGGCGCUUGACGGUGGGCGCGAACGGCGUGCAGAACCAGACUAGAGUUGCGGCUUGUGGCACGCGGGACGCGCGGCGGUCGGAGGCGUGUGCCGGUUUUCUGACGGAAGACGCACUAGCAGCGAGGGAGACGCAGUUCCAGGCGUCGGCGGCGUCCUUGGAUGCGGAUGACGCCUUCUCGAGGUUACUACUGGGUUGUGCUUUAGCUGAUGCCGGGGAUCUACCGUCCUCGAUAAGGGAACUCGAAACGGCGAAGAAGCUAGCUGGAAGAGAUGCGAACAUCGCCGAAGCACUGGCUAGAGUAGUGGUCGCCGCUCGUGUCUUGGAAGGCGGCGACGGCACGGCCAUAAACGCGGUGAGAAAAAUGGGUGUAGGGGAUGUGGAUGCGGCCAUCACGACGGGCGCGGCCCUCGCGCAACGCAUGGCCGGGCGCCAUUUGAGAGAUGAGUGUGCGAAGAGCGACCCUGAUGUGGCCCUCGUCGCGAAGAUGCUCGCGGCCGGCGCCGACGCCGGGGAGAGAGACGCGCAUGGCCGGACCGCGGUCAUGCUCGCCGCAUCCGAGAAGCACGCGCAUUUGGUGGAGACGCUCUGCGCGUAUUCCAUGCCGUUCCCGGAAGACGCGGCCCACGCCGCAUUAGCGUCGGAGCACGAUGCAAACGUCGUGCGCGCCUUGGAGCGCGCCUGCGGUUAUGUGAUUCAAAAGCCGCCCCGGGAAGCCGUGGGGAAGCAAUUGGUUCGUUUUGUAAAGAGGUGGGUCCGGGCUUUGAAACGGCGCAUUACGGUGACGCUCGAUGCUGAUGUUUCGAUAGGCUCGCUCCUGUGGGCUUUAUUAGCCGUCGGCGUCGCGGUCCUCGCGGUUGAUAAAUCGUGGUUUGGUAGGGCGAAGGCGCCGGUCCCGCGCGCCGACGAGGAGCCCCUGCGACGCCGACCUUCGACCGAGUCCACGACGUCGCUGCGGACGCACGCCGACGCACCGACGUCGCGGCGCGAGUCGUCGCCGCCGCCGGGCUUGGAGGCGCCGCGGCCGCCGCCGCACGAGUCGCCGCAGGGCCGCGAGCGCCGCGGGCGCGAGUCGCCGCGCAGUACUACGGCCCCGCCGCCGGAGCCGCGGCUCAGCGUCGGGGCGCGCGCGCGGCUGCGCCGCGAGCGCGAGCGCGCCGCGGCCGAGGCCGUGGCGGUCGUGGAGACCGUGAGCGACCCCCCAACUCCGGAAAGGCCCGAGCAGGGCGAGCUGGCCGCUUUACAGGCCCUCGACGCGCGGCGCCUCUCGCCCGCGGCGCUGGACGCGUCCAUGGAGCUCCUGCCCGAUCUGUUGAGAAGGUGCGCGAUCGAGCGCGCGCGGCGCGCGGCGGCCGAGGACGCCGGGACGGAGUGCGUCGUGUGCCUCGAGGACGCGCGGUCCGUGGCGUUUGGGUGCGGCCACCUCUGCGUCUGCGAGGCGUGCGCGCCGACGGUCGUCGCGUGCCCGCUCUGCCGGGAGCCGGUCCGCGCGAAGCAGCGGAUCUACUUUGACUGACA